AUGUCACAAAACUCUGAAAAGCCGGCGACGAAUCCAGAUGUACCAGAUCCUACUGGCCCUGCAGCAAGGAAAGGCGUCCUUAUUUCCUUUAGAACAGGGAAAACCAUGGAAAUACCAGAAAAAGAUAUCCUUGGCAGAUGUCGAUUUGUUGGUGAAUUCGAAAAAUUAAACAGAAUUGGAGAAGGUACAUAUGGAAUUGUCUAUCGUGCCAAAGAUAAGUUGAAUGGCAACAUUGUCGCUUUAAAAAAGGUGAGGAUGGAUGUGGAAAAAGAUGGUUUGCCUUUAAGUGGACUACGUGAAAUCCAGGUUCUGAUGUCGUGUAGACAUGAAAAUAUAGUGCAACUCAAAGAAGUUUUGGUUGGUCGCUCCCUUGAAAGCAUAUUCCUAUCAAUGGAGUACUGUGAACAGGAUUUAGCAUCCCUUUUGGACAACAUGUCGUCGCCUUUUACUGAGUCACAGGUCAAGUGCCUAAUGCUACAAGUUCUCAAAGGACUCAAGUACUUGCAUUCUAAUUUUAUAGUGCACAGAGAUUUAAAAGUAUCCAAUUUGCUCCUCACUGAUAAGGGAUGUGUAAAAAUAGCGGACUUCGGUCUUGCCCGCUGGCUGGGUGCUCCUGCUCGCAGUGCCACGCCACGGGUGGUGACGCUUUGGUACCGAGCGCCGGAGCUCUUGCUGCAGUCGCCGCGUCAAACACCUGCAUUAGACAUGUGGGCGGCUGGCUGUAUACUUGGUGAACUCCUAGCUAAUAAACCACUUCUUCCCGGAAGGACUGAGAUCGAGCAGCUUGAACUCAUAGUGGACUUGCUUGGAACACCAUCUGACGCUAUCUGGCCAGAGUUUAGCGCUUUGCCGGCUCUACAGAACUUUACAUUAAAGCAGCAACCAUACAAUAAUUUGAAGCAGCGCUUCCCCUGGCUGUCGGCGGCUGGCCUGCGCUUGCUUAACUUCCUGUUCAUGUACGACCCAAAUAAGCGCGCAACAGCUGAGGAGUGCUUACAGAGCUCCUACUUUAAAGAGCAACCCCUUCCUUGUGACCCGAAGUUGAUGCCGAGCUUCCCACAACACAGAAACAUGAAAGGACAACAAAAGACUUCUACAAACCAAUUGAAUAUACCGCUGUCAAAUUUAAAUACAGGUGCCAAUGACCAAACUAACAACCUCCCAGCCAUCUCGGAUCUCCUCGGAUCAUUGGUCAAGAAACGUAGGCUCGACUGA
This is a messenger RNA of Arctia plantaginis, 1215 nucleotides long. Lineage: Eukaryota; Metazoa; Arthropoda; Insecta; Lepidoptera; Erebidae. The record is from the annotation of a GenBank genome assembly.